AUGGAGUUGGACAGAAUUAGCAACUUACCAAGUGAUGUUAUAGCAAAACUUUUGUCACAUUUGUGGGUUAGAGAGGCAGUGAGGACAAGUGUUUUAUCAAGCAAGUGGAGAUACAGAUCGGCUAUGCUUCCUCAUCUUGUGUUUGAUGAUCAGUGUGUCUCAUCACUAGAGCAUAUAAGCUUUGUGAACAUUGUUGACCAUGUUCUCCUAGUUCACAUUGCCCCAAUUCACAAGUUUAAGCUUUCUUCUCUAGGUUGUCUGCCACUUGGGAUAUUGAUCGAUGGAUUCUUCGUCUAUCAAGAAACUCUAUCAAAGAGUUCAUACUUGAGAUUCGGCAAGGGUUCAACUAUAAAAUUCCUUCAUGCCGACCAAGAGAGUCAGGCUGCUUGGUCUGAAGUGAAAUCUUUAUAUGGCAACCGGGUUUUCCCACUCACCCAACUGCGGCUUGUUAAAAUAUCCUACAUCUAUGACUGCAAACCUGAAUUAGAUUUCAUCAGGUUUCUGCUUUUAAAUUCUCCUGUGCUUGAGAAGAUGAUUGUUAAGCCUUCUUCUCCCGAUGAUUCUUGGGAGCUCGGUGCACAGUUGCUCCGGUUAGGGCGUGCCUCAGUGCAUUCAGAGAUAAUCUACUUGGACCCAUGA
Molecule: messenger RNA, 639 nt
Organism: Prunus mume (Japanese apricot)
Lineage: Eukaryota; Viridiplantae; Streptophyta; Magnoliopsida; Rosales; Rosaceae
Source: RefSeq, a predicted model, not a curated record